UCAAUAAAAUCUUUCCUUCUCUCUUUCUUUCGAAACGUGGAAACGUCAACACUGGUUGGUUUUCUCGUGUUGUAAAUUAAUUUUGCAAAUUUUUUAUUAAUUUCUCGCAAAAUGCCGCGUGAAAUCAAAGAAGUUAAGGAUUUCUUAAACAAAGCCCGUCGCGGCGAUGCUCGUGCAGUGAAAAUCAAGAAGAACCCCACAAACACCAAAUUCAAGAUUCGUUGCUCCCGCUUUUUGUAUACUUUGGUCGUGCAAGAUAAAGAGAAGGCAGAAAAAAUUAAACAGUCAUUGCCACCAGGUCUGCAAGUUAAAGAGGUUAAGUAAGCUGCAAUAAGUAUUUACUAUUCCAGUGGUUGCAGUUACCAUGCCUUUUAUUCUUCUACUCUGUUUUAUAAUUUGCAAAGAAACAUGAAUGCUGCUAUGAAAUGUAGCAUUUAAAGCAGCAUUUAUGAAAUAAAUAUUACAAAUAAG
Molecule: messenger RNA, 471 nt
Organism: Teleopsis dalmanni
Lineage: Eukaryota; Metazoa; Arthropoda; Insecta; Diptera; Diopsidae
Gene: RpL38
Product: 60S ribosomal protein L38
Exons: 2
Coding region: 112-324 (70 amino acids)
Biological process (GO): protein-RNA complex assembly; translation
Cellular component (GO): ribosome; cytosolic large ribosomal subunit
Molecular function (GO): structural constituent of ribosome
Source: RefSeq, a predicted model, not a curated record